This is a messenger RNA of Linnemannia hyalina, 1395 nucleotides long. NCBI's taxonomy places the organism in Eukaryota, Fungi, Mortierellomycota, Mortierellomycetes, Mortierellales, Mortierellaceae. The record is from the annotation of a GenBank genome assembly.
AUGUCAACGGUUGUCGAGAAACCCGCACCUACUGGAAACGGACUGAACCGCAAGAAGUCCUCCUCCCGUAAGGGCAAGAAGGCCUGGCGCAAGAAUGUCGACAUCACCGACGUCGAGCAGACCCUCGAUGAGCUCAGAGCCGAAGAGCGCACCACUGGUGGAAAGGUGCACCAAAAGACAGAUGAUGCGCUGUUCACGAUGGACACAGCAGGAGACGGCAAGGUUCAAAAGGAGCUCCGCAAGAACCGUCCCCUCAAGAUGGACGAGAUCCUGGCCGAGCGGUCCAAGAUCCCUGCCGUCAGCGGUCGUCACAAGGCCGUCUCUACCUCGGCCCCCAUCAACGCCGCCACGGCCACCCACAAGGCCAAUACCAAGAUCUCUAAGGCCGAGAAGGCAAGAUUGUUGGACAUGAUCAAGCGCAGGACUUCGACCUCUUUGUUCGCCCCCGUUAACAAGCCCCUCGGUCGGUCUGGAACCACAGAUGCUACCAAGGCUGCUGGUCGGUUUGAUGUCUGGGGAAGCGAUGGUGAGCAGAAGCAGGAGCAGGAACAGGAACAGGAUAGUGGUGAUUCGGAUGAGGAUAUGAUUGGUGACUUUGUUGGCGAGAUUGUGACAAAAGUUACGGCCAAGGCGCCACGGUCGUUCAAGCAGAAGCAGAAGGUUUCUUUGCCAGCUGUCAAGGAGGCUCACCCUGGUGCGUCUUAUAACCCUACCAUGCAGGAUCAUCAGGGAUUGCUUCGUCUGGCUCACAAUGAGGAGUUGAGGAUCUUGCACCAAAGGGAGAAGGUUGACAGCAAGUUGGCUUACCCCAAGGAGCUCGAUGCUAUGAUUUCAUUCGACGAUCAGACUGGUGGUCUCUUGGAGGAUUCUGACGACGAGGAGGAGUCUGAGGAUGAGGCAGAGGAUAGCAAGGACGAUACUGACGCUCCCAAGCCUAAGAAGAAGGGCAAAAAGUCGAUCGCUGAGCGGAACCGUUUGGCUCGUGCGGCCGAGACGGCCAAGAAGGAGGCUGAGAUCAAGAGACACAAGGAGUUAAUCAAGCAGACUAACCGCGUCAAGGAGAUCAUCAAGACUGUCGAGGAAGAGGAGGCUGAGGUGGAGGCCAAGCGUCUUGAGAACGAGCAAAAGAAGGAAGAGAAGGAGAGGGCCGGCAUGAAGCGCGUCGGACGAUUCAACAUCCCCAAGGAGAGGAUACACGUCCAGCUUCAGGAUGAGCUGGCCGACUCAUUGAGACAGCUCAAGCCCGAGGGCAGUUUGAUGAAGGACCGGUUCCAGAGCUUUGUCGAGCGCAACCUUAUCGAGCCCCGUGUCCCCGUUGCCAAGCGUCGCAGAUACAGACUCAAGACAUACGAGAAGCACUCUUACAAGCGUUUCGACAACCCUAACCACGCUUAG